AUGCACGGAGUCAAGCGCACAAAAGUGUCCCCCGAGGCCGCCGAGGCCAAGCGCCUCAAGGAGCUCACCAAGAUCCAGGCGUACACCGCGCUCGAGGAGGACGUGCUGGCGAGGAAAAAGGCCAACGACUACUCCCCCGAGGCACUGAAGCAGACAACGGCCCUCCUCGACCUCAACCCCGAGUUCUACACCAUCUGGAACUACCGGCGCAACAUCCUGUCGCGUGGGCUGAUCCCCAAGUCCACGCCAGAAGAGGUCGUGGCCCUCCUCACUGCCGACCUCCGCCUCACGAUGGCGUACAUGAAGGUCCACCCCAAGGUGUACUGGAUCUGGACGCACCGGAAGUGGUGUCUCGAGAACGUGCCGCAAGGCCCUGAUGACACGGAGGGCUGGCGCGAGGAGUUUUGGCGGACAGAGCUGGCUGUGGUCGAGAAGAUCUUGAGCGUGGACGCGCGAAACUUCCAUGCGUGGAGCUACCGCCGCUACGUCGUCGGCUCUCUUCCUGCGUCCUUCACGCCGCCGCGCACGCCGGCCGACGAGCUCAAGUACACGACCAAGAAGAUCGAGGCCAACUUCUCCAACUUCUCCGCAUGGCACCACCGCACCAAGCUGCUCGGCAAGGAGUGGGCCGCACUGCCAGCCGACAAGGUCGCGGCGCAGAAGGACAAGGAGUUCGAGCUCGUGACACAGGCGCUGUGGACCGACCCGGGAGACCAGAGCGGGUGGCUCUACCACCGCUGGCUGGUCGGCACGGCGCCGACCGUGCUCGUGCUCACGCGCGAGGUGGACAACAUCCGCGAGCUGAACGAGGCCGAGCCCGAUUCCAAGUGGUGCAUGAACGCCCUCGCGCACAACCUCCUCCUCCUUGCUGGGUUGUCGAGCGAGGCUGAAGCAAAGGCACUACGCACGGAGGCUAAGAGCUUGCUGGAACGCCUGGAGGUCAUUGACGAGGACAGGAAGGAGCGCUACCGCGAACUUGCAGGCAAACAGUAG
This is a messenger RNA of Vanrija pseudolonga, 993 nucleotides long. It is a transcript of the gene bet4, whose product is annotated as Geranylgeranyl transferase type-2 subunit alpha. Gene Ontology annotation, molecular function: Rab geranylgeranyltransferase activity. The coding region runs from base 1 to 993 and encodes 330 amino acids. Lineage: Eukaryota; Fungi; Basidiomycota; Tremellomycetes; Trichosporonales; Trichosporonaceae. The record is from RefSeq and is a predicted model, not a curated record. The transcript is spliced from 8 exons. Gene Ontology annotation, biological process: protein geranylgeranylation. Gene Ontology annotation, cellular component: cytoplasm; Rab-protein geranylgeranyltransferase complex.